This is a messenger RNA of Aspergillus nidulans FGSC A4, 2748 nucleotides long. RefSeq names its product MCM DNA helicase complex subunit MCM6. The transcript has 3 exons. Gene Ontology annotation, biological process: DNA strand elongation involved in DNA replication; pre-replicative complex assembly involved in nuclear cell cycle DNA replication; DNA replication initiation. Gene Ontology annotation, molecular function: single-stranded DNA binding; four-way junction helicase activity; single-stranded RNA binding. The coding region runs from base 1 to 2748 and encodes 915 amino acids. The record is from RefSeq and is a predicted model, not a curated record. Gene Ontology annotation, cellular component: chromatin; nuclear pre-replicative complex; DNA replication preinitiation complex. Lineage: Eukaryota; Fungi; Ascomycota; Eurotiomycetes; Eurotiales; Aspergillaceae.
AUGUCCUCCCUUUUUGACGCCGUUCUCCAGUCCGAAUUGGGCUCAACCGCCGGCUCUCGAGAUGACCGGGGACUCCAUUCAGAUGCUUUGCCCAGUUCACGACCUCAACCAAUGUCCGAGAGCAACGCUCCAAUGAGUGAUGCCAAUGCGUUUCCUGACGAUCAGGUCCCCGAGACAAGCAGAUCGACGUCUACCCGGCUGCGAAAUCCCUAUGUUGCUGGAGCACCGCCGGUGGUCGACUUGGCUGGUGAAAAGGUACAGCAGGCUUUCGAAGAACUUCUGGAAAACUAUCAGGAGGAAGCUCCACCAAAGUCAUCACACACCCCGCAGUCAUCAGCGCCAAUGACCAACAAAUACUACAUCGCGCAAAUCCACGGCAUGGCGAAAUGGGAACUGUCGACAUUGUAUGUGGACUUUACACACCUCACCUCGCUAGACAACCCUAUUCUUGCGGAUGCAAUCGCGAAUCAGUACUAUCGAUUUCAGCCAUUCCUCGUGAAGGCUCUCCAUAACCUGAUCGCGAAGUACGAGCCCGAAUACUUUGUCUCGCACCGUCAAGCCACUAGCAGCGUUUCGUCACAAGCUGGCACGUCUUUAAUGGCGGGCAACUCUAGCGUGGCCGACGACCCUAAGCUAGAUCGGACGAUCCGUGAGAAGACACGGCACCAGCAGACAGAUAAGCUGUUUGCCCUGGCGUUUUACAACCUGCCUCUGGUCUCUAGACUUCGACAGCUUCGAACAUCGCAAAUUGGAAAACUGCUGUCUGUGUCUGGCACAGUUACCCGCACGUCCGAAAUUCGACCUGAGCUUUCCCUCGGAACUUUCAUUUAUUGGCAGAAGGUGAAACUGCAGGAGUCCUCACAUGAAAUUCCAACCGGCAGCAUGCCCCGGACUAUGGAUGUGAUAUUGCGCGGUGAGAUGGUCGACCGUGUCAAGGCUGGUGAACGGUGCAUCUUCACCGGUACGCUUAUUGUUAUUCCCGACGUCAGUCAGCUAGGACUGCCGGGUGUUCGCCCCGAGGCCGUUCGUGACAAUAGCGGUUUCCGCAGCAAUGAUGUUGGAGGUGGAGGAGUCAGUGGCCUCAAGGCGCUUGGUGUGCGGGAUCUCACCUACCGCCUGGCUUUCCUGACUUGUAUGGUUACUCCUGAUACAACGACCCCCGGCCAGCAAUCCAACCAGCAACUGAGCGGCCAGUCCAAUCGAAUCCUCGGCUCGCUAAACCAAAACCCCGAUCCUGAGCCCGACGACGACAAGGCACAGGAGGCAUUUCUUCAGAGUCUGAGUCCGGCAGAAGUCGAGGACCUAAAGACCAUGGUUCACUCCGAAUACAUUUAUUCUCGUCUAGUAGACUCUAUGGCGCCGAUGAUUUACGGCCACCGACAGAUUAAGAAGGGUUUGCUUCUGCAGCUCGUAGGAGGAGUGGCUAAGUCGACAGAACAAGAAAGCCUGCAGCUCCGUGGUGACAUCAAUAUUUGCAUCGUUGGUGAUCCAUCAACUAGCAAGAGUCAAUUCCUCAAAUACAUUUGCUCUCUUCACCCCCGCGCCGUCUACACAAGCGGCAAAGCUUCAUCCGCUGCCGGUUUAACCGCAAAGGUUGUCAAAGACGCGGAGACGGGCGAGUUCACCAUCGAGGCCGGAGCUCUCAUGCUGGCGAACGGUGGUGGUAUUUGCGCCAUUGACGAAUUCGACAAAAUGGACAUCAGCGACCAAGUGGCCAUCCACGAAGCAAUGGAACAGCAAACGAUCUCCAUCGCUAAAGCAGGCAUUCACACAACCCUCAAUGCCCGUGCCUCUAUUCUCGCCGCCGCGAACCCCAUCGGCGGCCGCUACAACCCUAAGACCACCCUCCGUGGCAACCUGAACUUCAGCGCACCUAUCAUGUCCCGAUUCGAUUUGUUCUUCGUCAUACGCGACGAGCCUAACGAGGACGUCGACCGCAAUCUGGCGGAUCAUAUUGUCAACGUGCACAUGAACCGCGACGCGGCAGUCGAGCCGGAAUUCAGCACUGAGCAGCUGCAACGGUAUAUCCGUUUUGCGCGGACAUUCCGCCCCGUCUUCCGGGAGGAAGCCAAGGCUGUGCUUGUUGAGAAGUACAAAGAGCUUCGCGCGAACGAUGCACAAGGGGGGAUGGGACGGUCAUCAUACCGUAUCACAGUCCGUCAAUUGGAGUCUUUGAUACGUCUCUCUGAGGCCAUCGCAAAGGUCAACUGCGUUGAGGAGAUUGUCCCCAAGUUUGUGCGAGAAGCCUACGAUCUCCUCCGCCAGAGUAUCGUCACGGUCGAGAAGGACGAUGUCGAAGUGGAGGACGAUGAAGGCGCCGCCAACGCAGAUGAGGACAUGCCCGACCGCGACCGAGACGGCGACAGCCCGAUGCGCGAGGAGCCCCAGUCGGCCGCCGCAGCUGAGCCCGUUGAACCACGCGCCAAGACAAAGAUUACCUAUGACAAAUACAUGAAGAUUCUGAACCUGGUUGUGCGCCGGAUUCGCGAAGACGAGGCCCAAGCGGGCGAGGGUGUCGAGCAGGAAGACUUACUUGUCUGGUACCUCGAGCAGAUUGAGGCCGAGCUGAACAAUGAGGAGGAUCUGCAGCGGGAGCGCAGCCUUGCUGUUAAAGUCCUCAAGCGCAUGGUUAAAGAUAACAUUCUCAUGCCGAUUCGUGGGGAGGGCCUUGUUGAUGAGGCUUCUGAGGUGCAGACUGACAGGACGAUCUAUGUGCUGCAUCCUAAUUGUGCGAUUGAUGAGGAAUAG